Molecule: messenger RNA, 1960 nt
Organism: Temnothorax curvispinosus
Lineage: Eukaryota; Metazoa; Arthropoda; Insecta; Hymenoptera; Formicidae
Product: tRNA modification GTPase GTPBP3, mitochondrial
Exons: 4
Coding region: 11-1564 (517 amino acids)
Biological process (GO): tRNA methylation; tRNA wobble uridine modification
Cellular component (GO): mitochondrion; cytoplasm
Molecular function (GO): GTPase activity; GTP binding; protein binding
Source: RefSeq, a predicted model, not a curated record
AUACCUGGCUAUGCGGCCGUUCUUGUCUCGGACACCUGCGACGCUCCUUCGCGAUUGUCUCCUCGUUCGCGGUGAAUCAUCCCGAAACGCGCGGGUUGUCGCGUUGCGCGGGAUAUCGCGCUACCACGUCGCCGUCAGCUGUCCCGCGAGCGACCGCAGGGGCACGACCAUCUGCGCCCUGUCCUCCGGUCACGGGAAGUGCGGCGUGGCGGUGGUGAGAAUAUCGGGAAGCCGGUCUCUGGAGGCGCUGAAGAAGAUGACGAGCAUAUCCAAGCUGGAACCGAGGAGAGCCUUCCUGCGAAAAAUACGCGAUCCGGAAACGGGAGAGGUCAUCGACAAUGGGCUCUGCUUGUGGUUUCCCGGUCCGCACUCGUUCACCGGCGAGGACUCCGUGGAGUUUCACGUGCACGGCGGUCCGGCGAUCCUGACGCGGCUGAUGCAAGCCCUCUCGAGGCUGCAGGUGCAUCCGGCGCAGCCGGGCGAGUUCACCAGACGCGCCUUCUACAACAACAAGUUGGACCUGACGGAGGUGGAGGGCCUGGCCGAUCUGAUAGAGGCCGAGACCGAGUGUCAGAGGAAGCAGGCGUUGUUGCAGGCCGACGGUAUCCUGCGCAAGCUGUACGAUAGCUGGCGGAAGGUGCUCGCGGAGUCCGUGGCGAGUAUCGAGGCGUACAUCGACUUCGGCGAGGAGGACAACAUCGAGAGCGACGUGAUGCAGAACGCGCAUCGCGCUCUCAGACAGCUGAUGCGGGAUCUGGAGGAGCACCUGGCCGACGGCAGGCGGGGCGAAAUCCUGCGCAACGGCGUGAGGACCGUGAUUGUCGGCGAGCCCAACGUGGGCAAGAGCAGCCUGCUGAAUCGUCUGGUGCAGCGAAAUGCAGCCAUCGUCACCCCCAUCGCCGGCACCACGAGGGACGUCAUCGAGCUGACCGCGAACAUCUCGGGUUAUCCCGUGCUGAUAGCGGACACCGCCGGUAUCACGGAGGACACCGGGGACAUCGUCGAAGUCGAGGGUGUCCGUCGGGCGAGGAGCCACGCGGAGCACGCCGAUUUCGUGAUCGUCGUGGUGGACGCGUUCAAGUGCGCGACUAGCGGUAUGACGUACGAAGACUACAUACGCGAAUACCUGUCGUCGCUAGGGAUGCAGGAACUAUUGGCGAAACUUGGGAGAGAACGUUUUGUCGUAAUAGCGAAUAAAAAAGAUUUGCUGAAGGAGGAGGAGGAACGGCGCCUCCGCGGCGCUGAAGUGGUUCUGAUAUCUUGCAGAACGGAGGACGGCUUUCAGAACUUGCUGCGAUCGCUGACGGAACGCUUCAGUAAUAUAUGCGGCAAUCCAUCCGCGGAGAGCCCGACCAUCAGUCAGGCGAGGCACAGAAAUCACCUGGCGCAGUGCUCGAGGCAUCUGCGGAGUUACUUCGAGUUGUGCGCCAACGAGCAACACGACGUGGCCAUAGCGGCGGAGGAAAUUCACAAAGCGAUGCGAGAACUCGGAAGGAUAACGGGACACGUCAGCACUAAUGAAAUACUAGACAUUAUAUUCAAAAAUUUUUGUAUCGGCAAAUAAGGCGCUGCUACUUGUGUACAAGAGACGUCGUUUUUGUAUUUUCUUAUAAGAUACUUUGCAAUAUUUUAAAAUUAUCUUGAAAGAUGUAUGGAGCACCGGUUCUCCAUAUAACUGUCUGCUGUGACGAAGAGAAAGACUAGAAUUGUAAAUCGGAGUUAUCUGUGCAUAUAUAUGUAAAUAUCAAAUUUUUCUUCUUUAUUUAAGGAAACAUCUUGAUCAAGCAUCGUUGCAGAGCACGUUGCGGUAGAGUGAAAUAAAAUGAAUGGAAAAAAGGGGGCCUUCAUAAGCAUCGUAUGUUUAUUAACAAUGUUACACGCACAAUCAUACAUAGAACAACCUUUUGCCUGAUUAUAAGAUAUCGAUACCCUACGCGUUAUACACAGAUAGGGCUCCGUU